This is a messenger RNA of Ooceraea biroi (clonal raider ant), 1393 nucleotides long. RefSeq names its product pilosulin-3a. The record is from RefSeq and is a predicted model, not a curated record. NCBI's taxonomy places the organism in Eukaryota, Metazoa, Arthropoda, Insecta, Hymenoptera, Formicidae.
CUGGUUUAUUUCUCUCGGUUGGUGCCAAUAAAAACAAUCAUGUAUCAUUUAUAUCACGCGCGUUCUGUUUUACAUGUUGUUUGCAUAUUCGAAAUACUGCGCGAAACGAAUGAAUGUUACGCGAAGGGUAUUAAUUACGAAUAUUACAUUUCUCGCCGAGUUGCGAUUAUAUAUAAACAUGUAUGCCGCAAUCGACGCUAAUUGCUGACGCUAAUAGUGUUAUUGUAUGGCCAUGACGGAAGCUGAUCUUCGUGGUAUACCAACGUGAACAUUUUCCCCCAAGAGGUUUCGAAAUUUUCUCUAAAUUAUGAUUAGCGUACUGAAUCGACAAGCUCUUCACGUUAUUAUGCGUAUCUCUAAUGAUUUCGUUACGUUACGCCGAUCUUGCUGUAUUCAUGUUAUACACACUCGCUUCAUUAUUUUGCCAUGUUUGGAGAUAGUUACGCGCAACAGGUACCAAAAGCACUCUGCUGCGACCAUCUCGCCGAACCGAUUCUUUUUCUCUUGACGUGCGAGCGUUGUAGUUUGCUGAACGAAGAUUAACAAGAUUAGAAAUAUUAUAAAAUAUCCCAAUAUUUUGAAUCACCUUCGUUAAAACCGAAAAAGUGCAAAAGAGUUGCGUAUGAGAGAUAUUCCAUAUUUUUCAUAAACAGUUAAUGUUUCAGUAUUGUCACUUUUCUAUUCAGACAAUCAGUAACAAAAUCCAUAUAUAUAAUAAUAACCCGUUGUAAUAACGUGUUGCGUAUAGUAACAUUAUUAUAUAGGUUUUAAUAUUAAUACUUGCGCUUCGCAUAAUAAAACUUCGUUAUGGCGAUUUCGUGAGAAGAUACAAUCGUAAGAAACAGUCGAAGCGCCUUAUAGUCACGAAGUGAUUACUGUUGAUGGGGUUUCUUGGUGUAUAUAAAUCCUAUGUGCCGCUUAAACAAGAAGUACAGAUUGACAUAACUUAAGCUUUAAUAAAUAAUAGAAAAUGAAACCAUUGUGCUUUUCAUUGGUUCUCGCCGUAAUUUUCGUCUUGGCGAUCGUACACGCGGAAGCAAACCCGUUGUCCGAUCCUGAUGCCGAUGCUGAUGCUGAUGCCGUUGCCAAUGCCGUUGCCGAUGCCGUUGCCGAUGCUUCUGCCGCUGCCAAUGCCGAUGCCGAUCCAGGAUUUUGGAAGAGACUUAAAUAUAAGACCAGGGAUAUAUACUACAAAUUAAAAAAUAAAUUCCACUCGUCGGGAAGAAAUUGCUCACAACAUGAACAGGAACAGGUCAAUAGAAAAGCAGAACGAUAAAAAACUAACAUAGGAAUGAAUAUGUAUCUUUUAAAAAAUGUUAUUUGAGAUAUAUUGUAUCUAUAACAAUUCUCUAUUGGGCAUGACAAAUAAUAAAUAAUCAUUUUUGCAACAAUA